Messenger RNA from Hemicordylus capensis (graceful crag lizard), 2651 nucleotides. RefSeq names its product G protein-coupled receptor 150 (gene GPR150). The coding region runs from base 103 to 1485 and encodes 460 amino acids. The record is from RefSeq and is a predicted model, not a curated record. Gene Ontology annotation, biological process: G protein-coupled receptor signaling pathway. Gene Ontology annotation, cellular component: membrane. The transcript is spliced from 2 exons. Gene Ontology annotation, molecular function: G protein-coupled receptor activity; peptide binding. NCBI's taxonomy places the organism in Eukaryota, Metazoa, Chordata, Lepidosauria, Squamata, Cordylidae.
UGCUGCCGAGAGGCGAGUCCAUACACAAGCCUCGCUGUUUCUUUCCAAGAACAAAAGUUUGUCCCCAGCUUGGUGGAUCGCCUCUUUGAGCGAGAAGGAACCAUGGAGGAUGCGUUCCAUCCAGACAGCCUGGUCAUUGCGCUCAACCAGUCUAGCGCCGCGCAUCCCGGAUGGAACCUGAGCCUCUCCUUCCCAUCCCGCUGGGCUGCCCCCGGGCAGCCUGAGCGGAUCAUUUCCGCCACCGCGAUCGCGCUACUGGCGCUGGUGGGCAACUGCCUCCUGUUGCACCGGCUCCGCUGCGGCGGCUGCUGCUGCUGCUACUGCGGGGGCCGAUUUGGACGGCGGAGGAAGAUGGAUUUCCUCCUGACUCAUUUGGCCCUCGCCGAUCUCUACGGAUGCGGGCUGGCGCUGCUCUCCCAGCUUCCUCCAGCCGCCGACGACUCCGAGAUAGAGCCGGGGGAAGCGCAACAGUGGCCGGCUGAGGAUGCCACCUGUCGCCUGCUCCGGUUCCUGGAAGGCUCCGGGGUGCUGGCGCCGUCGCACAUGCUGGUGCUUAUCGCGCUGGAGCGGCACCACGUGGUGAGAGGCCCGCAGUACCCACAGACACAGCAGGUUCUUUCUUGGAUGCCCGCCCGGGGCUCCCUGGCCGCUCUGGGCUGGCUGUUGGCGAUGCUGCUCGCCCUGCCCCAGGCUUUCGUGUACAAGCUGGCCGGGACGCCGCAGCACGGAGGCCGCUGCCUUAGCAUCUUCGCGCAGCUACCCCGCUGGCACAGCCAAGUCUACGCCGUGUACGGGGCAAUCACGGGCUUCGUGGCGCCCGCCUGCCUCCUGGGCGGGACCUGCGGCCGCAUCCUCAGCGCACUCAGUGCCUCCCCUGCCAAGGAGGAGGAGCCGGCGCCGCGUGGGGCAGCAGGAGACAGCGCCCGCCACUACCGCGUGGAGCUGCCUGGCGUCCCGGCUCCGGCCCCGCCGCCGCUACUGCUGCGCCUUUUGCCGGUGGCCAAGUGUGCUUUGCCCUCGCCGCCUGCGCCCCGGAGUCUGCCCCGCGCGCGAGCCCGGGCGCUGCAGAUGACUUUGGCGCUGGCCGCGCUCUUUGCGCUCUGCGGCUUCCCGCGCUGCGUUCUGGAGCUCGGCUUGGCCUUCGCCUCGUCCUCCGAGAGUAGCACCGAGGAAGCUCGGAGGACACUGGGCAGCAUCAUGGCGGCCACCAACAGCGCCCUCAACCCCUACGUUUGCCUCCUGUUCCACAGCCACCGGCCGUGGGCGCGGCGCCUCCAGCGCAGCCUCUGCCGCUGUCCGGACUGGCAGCCCCGCCGACGGGCUCCCCACCGUCACCGCACACCUCCGCCACAAGCGGCCGCCGAGCACUCUGGACUCUGGUUCUGCCCCUGUCAAAUUAAGCCGCCCCCCACCGCCUCCCUCCAGCAAGAAGAACUUGAGAGCCGGGCUCCUGCAGCUGCUGCCGCCUGCGAGAGCGGACUGUAGCAGGCGCGUGCUCUGCUGGAAGCAAGAAGGGCGGGAAGAGGUUUUGGAACAGAGGAGGACGCUCGUUGCCUCCUGUUGAGUCAGACCCCUGGUGGUCCGCGUCCGUCUUGCUCAGUGAGUAUUGUCAGGAAUCGAACCUGGAGCUUCUGCAGGCAACGGCUGCCGACAAAAGACCAUCCGAACACCCUACAGGCAGACGAAAGCUUAUUCGAGCUGAGCUCCGCUCCCACAACCCACGGCCUUACCCUAAGCAAGUACUGCUCGCCUUCGAAAGCAAGAGGUGCUGGGGCUCAAGCUUGCCUAAGAUCGCGCUUUCUGAUCUGGAAGACCUUUUAAUCCUCGAGGCCUGACCGGAGGUGGAGGCUACUUAUUGAGGGGAAAGCACUCUGUCCAUGCUCAAAGCCAUUACUACACCCCAGUGCUGAACCCAAACACUGGAAAUAGGUGGCGAAGCUGAGCUGUGCCUCAACUGAAGGCAGGUAUACAGUCCCACACUCUCUUCCAAAUCGAGGAAGGCUGAUUGGAUUAGUGGAUGGAUUCCUCUUGACCACUGGAGGUCUAGCUGCUAUUUUAAGCCUUUGCUUGGAACAGGACCGGUUGCCAAGUAAAUGGGUUUAGAGCUGGGAAUGAUAGUGGUGAUUUUGUUCAUUUUAUUAUGGUACCUGGUUCAAAGCAGAUGAAGACCUUCAUGUUUUCCCUACAGGAGGAUUGGUUCUAAGCAGGCUUAGCAGAUUGAGAAGAAUAUCUCUUAUUAAGAGCAUCCUGUAGUUUAUGCCAGGAUUUGUACAUAGGCUUUUGUAAUGUACAAACAGAAUACCUGUAUGUUAGCCAAGAAGGAGUUCUGUAUAAUUUGCCAGCAUCACUAUCAUUUUCAGAAUUCCCUGCCCUGUCCCCUAACACCAGGAGGAUACAUGCUGAAGGCUUUUAGCAUGCCUCUCAAAAGUGGUUUAGCCACUACAUCUGUAGUAGGAGAAAGGCAUUUGUGAACAUACACUCUUAGUUCACACAGGAAAACCAUGAGAUGCAGAAUGAGAAAUGCUGGUACUUCUGAAAGCAUUGGCGACCAUGGGAGGGGAAGGCAUUUCUUUAUGUAAUGUGCAGACAUAUCUUUAUUGUAUAUUGAUUACAGUUACUAUAUGUAAUAAAACUUCGUGUGUCCAGUAUAA